UCCGCCCUCUCCCUCCUCUCAAUCGUGAGCUGCCCUGCUGUCAUGGGGGAAAACGACGACAGUGAGAUUAUCGAGCAUCAUGUAGCCGAGGACAUGGAGAAGAAAAGGACGAGGAGCCAUGCCUCCUCCUUCAUGGAGAGCGCCAGUCCGUCUGAGGCGGACGGCCGCAGCAGUACGCAGUCCUCCCACCGGCUACUCGCAUACAGCGAUGCGCUUAUCUCCAUCAUAGCCACCGUCAUGAUAUUGCCUGUUGCGCAUACCAAAGUGGAAGACAACGAGGAGCUGAAAGAAAGUGUUCAGCUUCUACUGACGACGAAGAUCGCUGUGUACUUAAUGACAUUCCUGAUAGUCACUGUUGCAUGGGCUGCCCAUAUCAGGUUAUUUCAAGUGAUUGUGAGAAUCGACGACUGCCUUGCACUUCUCAAUCUGGCCUGCAUGAUGCUGAUAACCUUUCUACCAUACACGUUCUCCCUGAUGGCAACCUUCCCUCAGAACAUCCUGGGGAUUUUGCUCUUCUGUGCUUGUGUGAUCGUGAUAGGACUCAUCCAGGCGGUGAUUGUGGUGUAUGCGUUCAGCCGUCCUUUCCUCCUGAAUGAGCAGAUCCAGAUCUCGGAGAACCAGACUUUCUACAAACACCACAUCCUCAAGGUCAUCAUGAGGGUGCCCAUCAUGUGCCUCUUUGCCAGCAUCUUCUCCUUCAUAUUCUUUCAGCUGUCCUACGUGCUGUUGGCCGUUGUGAUCUUUCUGCCCUACAUCUCCCAGUCUUUGAAAUGGUGUCGCAGCAAAGCAAUCGGCCAGGUGGAGGAGACCCCUGACUCCAUGUUGUUCUACACCUACCACCCUAAUGAACCACUCAGCAAGGAACGGGUGGAGGCUUUCAGUGACGGAGUUUUUGCCAUCGUAGCCACGCUGCUCAUCCUGGACAUAUGUGAGGACAACGUCCCGGACCCGUCAGUGGUGGAGAGGCUGUACAACGGCUGUCUGAUUGCGGCGCUGCAGGACUACGGCCCGGAGUACCUGGCCUACUUUGGCUCCUUUGCCACAGUUGGCCUCCUCUGGUUCGUCCACCACUCCCUCUUCCUCCAUGUCACCAAGACCACGCGCUUCAUGGGCCUCCUCAACACCUUCUCCCUGGCCUUUGUUGGCGGUCUGCCGCUGGCCUACCAGCUCACGCACGAGUUCCCGCGCAACUCCCGCAAUGAGCUGGAGGCCAUUCAGAUAAGCUGCGUCAUCAUCUUCUUCGCGGGCAUAUUCCAGCUCGCCAUCUGGGUGGUUGCACUUUAUAGUGAACAGGAAACACUGCACCCGUACGUAAGAUACGGCGGGCGCGAGCACGUGUUCAUGCUCGCCAAGCUGGCGCUGUACCCGUGUGUAGCGCUAGGGACCUUUUUCCUCACAUGUAUUCUGAGUAAAUUUAGCGCCCCCAUUUUCCACCUAAUGGAGAUCACAGUGCCUUUUGCGUUUCUGGUGUUGAGGCUGUUGGUCCGUGUCGGGUUAUUGCUGCUGCGGCUCGUUUUCUGUCCUCACAGGGCUGACCCAACGACUGCUCUAGAGGAGGAGGAGGAGGAGGAGACCAGGAUGCCCUUUAACGCACUUGUCACCUAG
This is a messenger RNA of Lampris incognitus (smalleye Pacific opah), 1605 nucleotides long. It is a transcript of the gene tmem175, whose product is annotated as transmembrane protein 175. Gene Ontology annotation, molecular function: proton channel activity; potassium ion leak channel activity. The transcript is spliced from 10 exons. NCBI's taxonomy places the organism in Eukaryota, Metazoa, Chordata, Actinopteri, Lampriformes, Lampridae. Gene Ontology annotation, cellular component: lysosome; endosome. The record is from RefSeq and is a predicted model, not a curated record. Bases 43 to 1605 code for a protein of 520 amino acids.